GUUGUUGAAUUCAGUUCAAUGUAUUUAUUUGUCUGCCCUUGGCUUGAAGUUGCUGCUUUGAAGUGGAAAGAUGACUAGAUCUGGAUCUAACUGGACUCCAAUUCCUGCUUUGCCUUUUUCUAUGACUGUGUGCCCUUGGACGCAGUACUUCAACAAACAUUAGGCGCCUACUAUGUGCAGAGCCUAGCCCAGUGCCUCAGAAGCACAGUGCUGGGCAUACAAAAGCAAAAUUCAAAUAGUUUUGGCCAUUAAGGAAAUUGCUUUCCAAGGCGUGACAUAAUACAUACAUAAAUAAGUAAAGUAACUUGAGGAGGAAGAGAACACUAGUAGUUAGGAAAAUCUCAGUAUUCACAGAGGACGCGGCAUCUGAACUGAGCAUGGGAGGAAAGUAAACUUUCUGAGAAGCAGAAAGGUAUAGGAGACCCGAGACAGGAGAUGGCCUAACAAGUUUGAGAAAUGUUGUGUAUGAAGAAGAAGAAUAGGCAAUAAAACUGGAAAAGUAGGAUGGAACUAGAUUGUGGAGAGCUCUUACCAUUCUUAACCUCACUUUCCCCACCUAUUAAAUGAGAGUGUUAAGAUGAUCUCUGGGGUACCUUUCACCUCUACAUGCUGUAAUCCUAAGAGCUGACAAACUACCUCUAUCUGUCUCACCCUCCUCCAACCAGGGAAAAGUAUGGUGCAGAUGGUAGCCAAGGCUUUCUGCCAUUAUUUUCUUUAGAGGCUGAAAGGGCUGCCUUUAUUGAACUACCUUCAAAGGUUUCUAAUUUUCUUUAGCCUCUUUGAAAUUUAGCCAAACCCCCCUAGAACUAAAGUAUAUUCUCAACUUGUGAUACUUCUUGAGAAAUGUUUCAUAACUUUACUUACUUUUUUAUUAACGGUAUGACACAAUGAACUGGUCUUGGAGACAGGAAGACCCAUUUUCAAAUUCCCAAAUCCCACUGGCUGUGUGACUCCCCCAGUGUUCUCCAAAACUGCAAAUUGCAGAACAUUUGCAGUCUCCGCUUGAGUAAAGAAGGUUCCCAACAUGGAGUUCCCUGUACUGAUAAAAUCACAGGUGCAAUUUCUUCACCUGCCUUUGUUCUUCCACUCACAAAUUGGAUUGUCUAGUUUUCCUUUGCCUUAGUUUCUUCAUCUAUAAAAGGAACCAUUUGGAGAAAAAAUGGCCUGUAAGGUUCCUCCCAGCUCUAGACUUCUGAGGCUCUUCUUUGCUUUCCGGAAAUACGAAGCCCUAUCAGCAGAUUCACAUUCAUUCAGUCAUCUUUCACAACUUUGUGGAUCAUAAUAUGAUAAGUGCAAAGGAGAGCUCCAAAGGUGCAUGGGAAAUUAAAGGAAAAACAGCUUCCAGUUGGAGAGAUCCCCAGCUUCCCUGGGCCUUAAUGAUGUGCAGAAGGAGUUCCAGAAAGUGGCCUUUGACUUUGCCUCAAAAGAGAUGGCCCCACAAAUGGCAGAAUGGGACCAGAAGGAGCUUUUCCCAGUGGAGACCAUGAGGAAGGCAGCACAGUUGGGCUUCGGUGGUAUCUAUGUUCGGUCUGAUGUAGGAGGAUCAGAGCUCUCCAGGCUUGAUGCCUCUGUCAUAUUUGAGGCCUUGGCUACAGGUUGCACCAGCACCACGGCCUACAUAAGCAUCCACAACAUGUGCGUCUGGAUGAUUGACUCCUUUGGAAAUGAAGAACAGAGGCACAAAUUCUGUCCACCACUCUGCUCUAUGGAGAAGUUUGCUUCCUACUGUCUGACUGAGCCAGGAAGCGGGAGUGAUGCUGCAUCCCUUACGACCUCAGCCAAACGGCAAGGGGAUCAUUACAUCCUUAAUGGCUCCAAGGCUUUCAUCAGUGGUGGUGGUGAAUCAGACAUCUAUGUAGUCAUGUGCCGGACAGGAGGACCAGGCCCUAAAGGGAUCUCCUGCCUGGUCAUUGAGAAGGGGACCCCAGGCCUCAGCUUUGGGAAGAAAGAGAAGAAGGUAGGGUGGAACUCUCAGCCAACAAGAGCUGUGAUCCUCGAAGACUGUGCUGUACCUGUGGCCAACAGGAUUGGAAGCGAGGGACAGGGUUUCCUUAUCGCCAUGAAAGGAUUGAAUGGAGGGAGGAUCAAUGUUGCCUCCUGCUCCCUUGGAGCUGCUCAUGCUUCGAUCAUCUUGGCCCAGAACCACCUCAGAGUACGCAAGCAGUUUGGAGAGCCCCUGGCCAACAACCAGUACUUGCAGUUCAAACUGGCUGACAUGGCUGUUCGGCUGGUGGCUUCACGGCUAAUGAUUCGUAAUGCAGCAGUGGCGCUGCAGGAGGAGCGAGAGGAUGCCGUGGCCCUCUGUUCCAUGGCCAAGCUCUUCGCUACAGAUGAGUGCUUCACAAUAUGCAACCAGGCCUUGCAGAUGCACGGCGGCUAUGGCUACUUGAAGGAUUAUGCUGUUCAGCAGUAUGUACGGGACUCUAGGGUCCACCAGAUCCUGGAAGGUAGCAAUGAAGUAAUGAGGAUGCUUAUCUCUCGGAACUUGCUUCAGGAAUAGCACUGGGUGUGGUGUUUGUGGGCACAGUUCCUGCUUGUGCAAUCUCGUAUCCAGUUUUGAUGUUAAAUUACCAGGGAAAUCCUACAACAAGAAGCUGGACCAUCCCAGGGCAGGACUCACUCUGGGGUACAAUUCAGCCUGAGCCCUACAAAGCACAACUUUUCAAAUGGGAUUACAACAGUGUCCUAAGGAUACAGACAGGAAUAGGCUGGCAGCCUGGACUGGAAAAUUCACAAGAGGAGACUGCUUUGUGAUAUCAGUAUGCUUACUGUCAGCUCUUGAAGACUAUCGGUGGCAUGGGUCAGAAUUCACCCAACAGCCAACACACUUCACUAGUACCACAUUGCCUUAAGCUACCUACAUCUGACCCACAUAACAUGCAGUUAACAGUUCACUGUUCUGUAGCACUUUAAUGUGCUUUUCCAAAAAUCAUUUGGGAGGUGGGUAAUGCAAGUAUUUUUCCUAUUUUACAUAUGAGGAAAAUGAGGCUCAAAGUAAAGUGACUUGUCCAAGGUUACACAAGCUGGUUGGAACUGGGAUUUGUAACUAGUUUUGCUGAUUCUAAGCCUGGUGCUCUUUUUGCCCUACUGCUAUAGAUUCCUCUUCCAGGAACGUGGACAUUUCCAUUAUGUGCUUUAGCUAAAUAAAGCAAAGAUUUGGGGGAGAUGGAACUGAGAGGAGAAUCCUGCUGUUUUUAAAACAAAUUUGUGCCUCAGCCAAAAACCACCCAACUCUCCAAAAGGCACUCCUUGUCCUGUGCUCCAAAACAGUCGUUGAAUUGUAUGAUGCUGGAGUGCUGGGCCUGGAGUGAGGAAGCCCAGAGUUCAAAUCUGGCCUCAGACACUUAUAGCUGUGUGACCUUGGAC
Molecule: messenger RNA, 3366 nt
Organism: Trichosurus vulpecula (common brushtail)
Lineage: Eukaryota; Metazoa; Chordata; Mammalia; Diprotodontia; Phalangeridae
Gene: ACAD8
Product: acyl-CoA dehydrogenase family member 8
Exons: 12
Coding region: 1430-2500 (356 amino acids)
Biological process (GO): lipid metabolic process
Molecular function (GO): flavin adenine dinucleotide binding; acyl-CoA dehydrogenase activity
Source: RefSeq, a predicted model, not a curated record